AUGAACAUCAAAGACUACCAGUGGCAUUUUGGAUUCAUGGUAUGUGGAUGGUCUGGAUCCAUCUCGACGGAACACUCACUGUCUUCAGGAGGUGGAUUUGUGGCAGGCUCCAGCAGAGAUCCUCAAUACAACCUCUCAUACAUUGUUGAGAAUUCUGUGGCAAUAGGGAAACCUAUCAUUGGUGUCAGUAUCAACUAUCGGCUCAGUGCGUUCGGGUUCCUUGCAUCCAACGAGAUUGCUGGCGAGGGUGCCACGAAUUUGGGCCUCAAGGACCAGCGUCUUGCCAUGCACUGGGUCCAAGAAAACAUUGCUGCCUUUGGAGGUGACCCAACGAAGGUAACCAUCUGGGGAGAAAGUGCUGGCUCUCAGGCCGUGGGCUUCCACCUUGCCGCGUACGGCGGGCGAGACGACAAGAUUUUCCGUGGUGCCAUCAUGGAAAGCGGCAACCCAGUCUACUGGAUCAGUCUCUAUACACCGGACUAUUUCCAGGACACCUAUGAUACUAUCGUCGGGUCAGCCGGCUGCAACACAUCGCUGGACACUUUGCAGUGUUUACGCGAAGUGUCGACUGACACCUUGAACACGAUCAUCAACACUACUACACCCGCUCUGAUUGCCGGUGCAAACUGGACGGUAUAUGCUCCCGUCAUGGACGGCGAUUUCCUUCAGAAGUAUACUUCGCUGCAGUUGCAGGAAGGCCAGUUUGUCCACGUACCCAUUCUGUCUGGAGCCAACUCUGACGAGGGGAGUGUAUUCUCUCCCUACGGAAUCAACACCACUGAAGAGUUCUACGACGCCCUCACAUCUUUCCAGAAUUUCCCCGCGGUUCCUCCCUUUUUUGCCGACCAGAUUCUGGAAGCUUAUCCCAACGACCCGACCUUCGAUGCCCUCCAGAAUCUGGGAGACGCACAAGCACCCGCCUACCCCUAUGGGGACCAAUUCCGCCGGGUGGCCACCUACUAUGGUGAUGGACUUAUCAUCGCAGGCCGGCGUCAAGCAUGUCAAACUUGGGCUGCUGCCGGCAACCCCGAUGUCGGCGUUAAGCACGGCCAAGAAAUUCCCUUCGCAUUCUUGAAUCUCAACGUGACUGGCGAUGCGCCCGAGACGGUGCGCCUCGCGCAAUUCAUGGAUGGAAGUUGGAUCAGUUUCGUGCACGACCUCAAUCCCAAUGUGUGGCGAAACGUGUGGAAGGGGGACGAGGCUUUCUGGCCCGAGUACAGCGUCGAUGGGAGUGUCAUCGUCCUGGACACGAACGUGACCGUUCAUACCGAGCCUGACAUCUGGAGGGAGGCGGCUAUCAACCUGAUCAAUGACAACAGUGCCGGCAUAUUCAACCGCUAG
Messenger RNA from Capronia coronata CBS 617.96, 1341 nucleotides. RefSeq lists its product as uncharacterized. The record is from RefSeq and is a predicted model, not a curated record. The transcript has 5 exons. The coding region runs from base 1 to 1341 and encodes 446 amino acids. Lineage: Eukaryota; Fungi; Ascomycota; Eurotiomycetes; Chaetothyriales; Herpotrichiellaceae.